Messenger RNA from Bipolaris maydis ATCC 48331, 2566 nucleotides. Its product is annotated as fungal-specific transcription factor domain-containing protein. Lineage: Eukaryota; Fungi; Ascomycota; Dothideomycetes; Pleosporales; Pleosporaceae. Gene Ontology annotation, cellular component: nucleus. Gene Ontology annotation, molecular function: zinc ion binding; DNA-binding transcription factor activity, RNA polymerase II-specific; RNA polymerase II cis-regulatory region sequence-specific DNA binding. The record is from RefSeq and is a predicted model, not a curated record. Gene Ontology annotation, biological process: DNA-templated transcription; positive regulation of transcription from RNA polymerase II promoter by galactose.
CCAGCGACCCGCACAUCCUCGGAUGUUUCCAAUGCAACCUUCAUCCCCGACAAGCAACACAGCACAACCGCAACGGAAUACAUUCUCUGUUGCGGAUCUAACGGCGAAAGGAUCGCGUAAUCAUCCACGAGUGAGCCACGCCUGUCAACGGUGCCGCGCAAAGAAGGCCAAAUGCGAUCAGCAACAGCCGUGCCUGAAUUGCAUUAAGCACGCUGCUGAUUGCGAAUAUGGCAUCAAAAGGCGCAGUCGUCAGAAAAAGAAGCAAAACUAUGGAAACGUCAAUGAAACGCUGAGUGCUCCUUUGUCUCCAGGAUUUGCUACCAGGAGUCAAAUUCCACCGAAUGAAGGCGAGUUGCAGGAGCCUCCUCGUGAUACAGCACCAACUGGUUUUGCAUCUCGGGCCUUAUCCGAAAAUGCUUUAGACGUAGUAGGCGAUAUUAAUCAGCGCACUCAGGGUACUGAGUUCUACGGCACAUCGUCUAAUUUUGUGCUCCUGAACGAGCUCUUUUCAUUUGCCCGACAACAUGGUCUCUCCAGCUAUGUGCGCUCCGACGUUCAUGGAUCAACGACACAUCUUUUCCCUACCAGCAACAAUGGCCAUAACGAGUCACAUACUCCCAGUGAAAAUCAGCUGUCGAUUGACAACACUCAAAACGUUCAACCCGACCUGGCAGCCUUGUCCCAAGAUCGGGUUUCUAUAAUUAAUAUUCUGUCAAACGAAGAAGUGCCCUCACCACCAUCAAGACCAAAGACGCCUCCGCAUAUCGCAAUUGACAGACAAGGCGAGCUAAGUAAUAGGAUGCCGACAUGUAGCUGUACGGCGAAUGAACUUUUAGGCUCAACGCUUCGCGAGGGACUAUUGGCCGUGCCUCAAAGUGCUAGACCUGAGUGUACCGUUCAUGCGAUCAAUUCUCCAUGCCCCAAUACAGUUCGCAAGGUUCGGGACCACGUGUCAUCAUCUACUCAGGCUCUGAAAAGACGUUUAGAAAAGUUGUACAUCCAAAUCUUCUUCCAGAACUUACACUAUGUCCAUCCCAUGCUUGAUCCAGUCCAGUUUGAAGAACGAUGCGAGAGAGAAAUAUGGGCCCGACAAACCACCAUUGAAAGAUGCAAAAGCUACAGACACUUCUCUGCGCUUUAUAACAUUGUUGUGGCAGUGGGUGCCCUUAUCGCGGGUAGAAACAUUCUCAAAGAUUUGGGACAGGACAUGCAGACAUAUGUAGCAGGAUUGGCGGCGCCUGAACGACAGAUUUCUUCUCAGACAAUCUCCCGCUUGUAUUUUCGACAAUCUAAGAAUCAGUUGGGGGAUACAUAUGCAGUAUGUUCCUUGGAAAGUGCACAAACACUACUUCUAAUGUCACUCUACUGUCAGAACUCUCAUAUGCCACACACAUGCUACAUGUACUGUGGUCAGGCCGUUCGUACCGCUCUCGCGAUUGGCCUUCCAAACGAAUCCAUGUCUAGGUCAGCAGAGGACCGAAAAGCUGCGCGGCGUACUUGGUGGUGCAUAUAUUCCCAUGAAAUCGAUAUGAGCUGCAGCUCAGGGAGAAGGGACAGCCUAAGGAAACCACACAGUUAUCAAACCCCGCUGCCACUCAUCAAAAACCGGAUGGACGAUGAUCUUGAUACCUCAGAGGUUGAGCACAAAAGCGUUGCCAUGGUAAAUGAGAUGGUACGCUAUGCUGCUAUCCUUCGCCGCAUAUCUAAAGAACUAUAUCAUGAUGCCAAGGGCCUCACAUUAUCGGAGAAGUCAGCAAUUGCAAACGAGCUCGAUAAUCUUCUUAGCGAUUGGAAAGCCAAUUUACCCGAAUGGCUUGACCUCGACAAACUCUCUUUCCGAGAGGAAGAGUGGGCAGGAAAACUUAAAGUUGUUUUACAAUUGAGGUACCUGAAUGCGAGGAUACUCGUACAUCGAAUAUUCUUGAUUCCGUCCACAAAUUAUGCGUUGGAGAUGUCCGGUCAUGUUGGACACUGUCUGAACGCUGCAAGAGAGACAAUCCAAGUUCUCCAUGAUGCGUACACCCAUCGUCACUACUUUCGCACAUGGUGGUACAAUUCGACGUAUACUCUGUACGCCGGCAUGAUUGUUCUAUAUGCCAUCAUGCUCCGAGCCACUGCUUUGCGAAGUGAGGACCUCUUGAAGGAUGUUAUCAAAGCUCAAAAUAUCCUACAGUCGAUGCAGGAAGCUUCAGUGGCUGUAAGGAGUGCAGAAUUAUUGCGAGAAGGGGUGAAAAUUGCUCAGUCGAUGAGCCAGCGCAACUCAGAUAUUUCUGUUCCACUUCCUCAUGGCCACACAGACCAGGCCGACUAUGAACCCCAAAGUCGAGGGAACUUCAACGUCCUAGGGCCGAACUUUGAUUACCAUUUCCCUAAGACAACCUUCGAUGCAAAUGGGCAUGUCACAGACCCUGAAACGCUAUUCGCAUCAUUUAUAGACCCCUGUUUGCUACAGGAUUUCACAACGGGGUUGAACGAUCCAGCAGAUAUAGGUACCUCUGCAUUCCUAUUUGAUGAUCUUGAAAACGAUAGAUCAAGUGUUUAUCAAACAUUACAGCCUGGUGGCUAA